CCAGCCGGCUCCCGCGUUGUGCUGUUCGCUGAGCCGGUUCAUGGUCUUCGCUGGCUGCUUUAUUCUGUCAUUACAUCGCUUCUGAUUCAACCCCGGUACAGUUGUAUUUAAAGUAGUAAAAAUAUUUCGGGGACCCAGAGCAUAGAAUUCGUGUGACAAGUGGAUUGCCGCAUUCGUUGACAAGGGCGAUGGCUUGCGGUGAUGUGAAGCAGCUGGUGGACCAGCUUCUUUCUACGUCCAUCACAGAUUCAAAAGAGGUUAGCUUUAAAGACAAAGCCCUAAAGUUGGACACCGAAAAGGAUGCGAGCGUUGUUGUGGAAGCAAUAACACGCUGCCCCAAGUUGGAAAUGCUUUGUCUGGAGGGCAACACGUUGGGUGUUGAUGCCGCAAAGGCAAUCGGCAAAGCGUUGGAAUCCUGUCCAAACCUGAAGAGAGCUUUAUGGAAAGACCUAUUUACGGGCCGUCUCCGGACUGAAAUACCAGAUGCUGUUAGGUUUCUGAGCUCCGGUAUGCUACUAGCAAAGGCAAAAUUGACGGAACUUGACCUGAGUGACAAUGCGUUUGGACCGAUCGGUGCUGGGGCACUGUUGCCUCUCCUAAGCUCACCGGUCUGCUUCCAUCUUGAGGUUCUGCGGUUGAACAACAAUGGACUUGGUACAGGGGGUGCCGAGUUUUUGGCGAAGGCCCUGACAAAAUGUAUUGAGGACAGCACGAAGGCCGGCAAGCCUCUUGCUCUGCGGACCUUAGUUUGUGGCCGUAACAGGUUGGAGAAUCCUGGAGCAAUCGCCAUGGGUGCCGUUUUCGGGAAAUUGCACACAUUGGAAGAGGUGGCCUUAUUUCAGAAUGGCAUCUACCACGAAGGGAUUGCCGCCUUGGCCAAGGGUUUAAUGUCAAACAAAAACCUUCGCAUACUAGACCUCAACGAUAACACGUUCACAAUGAAAGGGGCCCGGCAUAUGGCACAGGCACUGCGUCACCUUGAGAACCUUGAAAAUAUCAACUUCGGUGACUGCUUGUUGAAAACGGCUGGGGCUAAGGAAAUCGCUAAUUCCUUGAAAGAUGGUCAUAACGCGCUGAAGAACGUGAAUCUGGGCAACAAUGAAAUCACACUUGAUGGAGGCCUUGCAAUUGUGGAGGCCCUCAAGGGGAAGCCAGAUUUGGAAACGCUUGAACUUGAUGGUAAUAAGUUCGGCCCUGAAGGAGUGAACACGCUGGAGGCCGUUAUGGAGGCAGUGGGCAAGAUCGAAGCGCUGUGUGCCUUCAGUGAUGACGAAGGUGUCGACGAUGAAGAGGAGGAGGACGACGAAGAAGAAGGCCGCGAAGAAGAGGGUGACAGCCCUGUAAAAGGCAGAUUUGAGAAGGAGUACAUCGAGGCUGGCUGCAGUGCCGAGGAGUUCCUGUUGUCCCCGACAGCAGCCAAGCUGGCGCAGCUUGGCAGUCAUCGUGCACAGAAUUUGCUUCGAGAGGUUGAAUCGACUGCAAGUGGCACUGACCUUAUUCGUAGCUAUGUAACAGCCUUCAUGAAAGUGGCGUCGGUGCUGGGCAGUGGUGAAGAAGGUGACUCGGGAAAACGCUUUGCCGUGGACUGUGCAGACUCGCUGCUCUCUGCUGCCUUCGGUCUUGCCAAAAAGGAGAACCAAUUACCGGGGCUUACUAACGAAAUCGUAGUAAACCUGGGUCUGAUUAAGGCUGAGAAGGACCAUAAGGUGAGCUGGCCGGCAUCGACAACAGAAGGUGCCAUGGUCCUACUCGCUGAGCUGGUGCCAAAAGAAUACUUUGCCAGCACUGCGCGGGAGGCCCUCCAAGCAUUCUUGUCAAAGCCUGUAGCAGCCAAACAGCUGCUUAGGAGGGUCUGCAGCCAAGACACGGCACCGGUUGAUGCAGGUCUUGUACCAGCCAUGACAAAGAACACUCGGUGCCACGGGAGACGUCUCACCAUUGAUCACCUCCAUCAUCAGACCCUGCUCAGCUUCACUCCCGCCUCAUCAUUGCUGUAGCAGUCCGUGCAGUGAAGCUUUGUGUUGCGAACACGUACGUCUGUCCCACACAGGCCAUUGCCCAGCGGUGCUUGGCAUACACAGCAUCGAAAGCAGGCAAGAUGGUACAGCAGCUGAAGGCUCUCUAUAACCAUGGCGGCACCAGUGACCUGCAAAUCAACCAAAAAAUCCAAAGUCGGCUAAAAACUUCAUGAGGAAAUCGGCAUUAGCUGCCUCUCCUUUUAUUUGCUUUGAUCUAUGCUAUCACUAAAGCUUUUCUAGGAGUUCUUGCAGUAAAACACUCUUCAGGCAGUGCUUUGAAACUCCCAGUGUAUGAACAAAAUUCCCCGUAAAAACAGAACCGUAGAUGAGCUUUUAUGAGGAAACUUUAGCUCAAAAUUUCUCUAUAUUUUGACGCAGAAAUACAGACGGAUCUCGAUAACUCGAA
Molecule: messenger RNA, 2424 nt
Organism: Rhipicephalus microplus (southern cattle tick)
Lineage: Eukaryota; Metazoa; Arthropoda; Arachnida; Ixodida; Ixodidae
Product: ran GTPase-activating protein 1
Biological process (GO): nucleocytoplasmic transport; signal transduction; activation of GTPase activity
Cellular component (GO): perinuclear region of cytoplasm; cytosol; nucleus
Molecular function (GO): GTPase activator activity; small GTPase binding
Source: RefSeq, a predicted model, not a curated record